Salvelinus namaycush (lake trout) is the source of this 1134-nucleotide messenger RNA. RefSeq names its product arf-GAP with dual PH domain-containing protein 1. The transcript is spliced from 10 exons. Bases 1 to 1134 code for a protein of 377 amino acids. Gene Ontology annotation, molecular function: phosphatidylinositol bisphosphate binding; GTPase activator activity. The record is from RefSeq and is a predicted model, not a curated record. Gene Ontology annotation, biological process: positive regulation of GTPase activity. Gene Ontology annotation, cellular component: plasma membrane; intracellular membrane-bounded organelle. Lineage: Eukaryota; Metazoa; Chordata; Actinopteri; Salmoniformes; Salmonidae.
AUGGCCUCGGAGUCGGAGACGAAUAAACGGCUCUUGCUAGAUGUCCUGACCAGACCUGGAAACGAUGCAUGUGCGGAUUGUGGCAAUGCAGAGCCAGACUGGGCGUCGGUGACUUUGGGUGUGUUUGUGUGCCAGGGCUGCUCUCUCCUCCACAGAGGCAUCCCCCACAUCAGCAGGGUCAAGUCCGUCCAGCAGGAGUCAUGGGAGGCCUCAGAGGUGGAGCUAAUGGCUGCCAUGGGUAACGAAGCAGCCAAAGCUAAGUACGAGCAGAAGGUUCCAGCAUUCUACUACAGACCCAAACACACAGACUGCAAGCUACUGCGGGAGCAAUGGAUCCGAGCCAGGUACGAGAGGAACGAGUUUGAGUUCAUCGAGAAACAGGAGCCUUACUCUGCAGGGUACAGAGAGGGGUUUCUAUGGAAACGGGGCCGAGACAACGGUCAGUUCCUCAGUCGGAAAUUCAUCCUGUCAGAACGAGAGGGGGCGCUCAAGUACUUCAGCAAGCAGGAGGCGCGGGACCCCAAGGCGGUGAUGAAGAUUGAGACUCUCAACGCUACGUUCCAGCCGGCUAAGAUAGGCAACCCCUACGGCCUGCAGAUCACCUACCUUAGAGACAACAGCACCAGGAACAUCUUUGUCUACCACAGCGACUCUAAGGAAAUGGUGGACUGGUUCAACGCUAUCAGAGCUGCCAGGUUUCAUUACCUUCAGGUGGCCUUCCCUGGAGCCAGUGACGAGGAGCUGGUGCCCAAACUGACGCGUAGCUUCAUGAAGGAGGGCUUCAUGGAGAAAACAGGCCCAAAACACACAGAGGGCUUUAAGAAGAGGUGGUUCACCAUGGAUGACAGGAGACUCAUGUACUUCAAAGAUCCCCUGGAUGCCUAUGCGAGGGGAGAGGUUUUCAUCGGCAGUAAGGAGAACAGCUACACCGUGCUCUCGGGCCUUCCCCCCUCCAUCCAGGGCUACCACUGGAACCAUGGCAUCACCAUAGUAACACCAGACAGGAAGUUCCUGUUUGCCUGCGAGACAGAGGCGGAGCAGAAGGACUGGAUCACUGCUUUCCAGAGGGUUAUCAACAGACCCAUGAGACCACAGGAGUACGCAGUGGAGGCCCACUUCAAACACAAGCCCUGA